CACAAAGUCAGCUGAUUGCUAAGCAAGGGGGCUGUGUGGCGUUUCUGGUAGGGUUAAAAGAAACUGCACAGCUGUGGUGACACUAAGCUCUGGACACCAUCAAGUCAACAGCAGUGGAAAGUCUGUGCUGCAGAAAUCUCCAAGACAGCUCUGCUCUUCACAUCAAAAUGGAGAGUUUAGAUGAUUAUGACUAUAAUCUGGACUACAACUACACAGAAGAAAAUUUGACUGUAAUUGAGGAGACAGUUUUUAAGCCCAAGUCGACGUGUUUAAAGGAAGCUUUCUGUGUUUCUUUAGUCGUGGUCAGUGCUGUCAUUUUUCUGCUGGGCUUCUGUGGAAACGCUUUGGUCAUCUGGAUUUCAGGCUUCAAAAUGAAGAGGACGGUCAACACUACCUGGUACCUGAGCCUUGCAAUAUCUGACUUUGUAUUCUGCGCCUUCCUCCCCUUCAGCAUCACCAACAUGGUGAUGGAGCAGUGGGUUUUUGGCCGCUUCAUGUGCAAAUUCGCCUCCUCAAUUAUGUUUCUCAACAUGUUCAGCAGCAUCUUCCUCCUGGUCAUCAUCAGUGUUGACCGCUUUGUGUCAGUCGUGUUUCCGGUUUGGGCUCAGAACCAUCGCACUAUUAACAAGGCGUCCGUUAUUGUUUCCCUGGCUUGGCUUCUCGCAGUCGCACUGAGCAUUCCCUCCUUGGUCUUUCGGGACGUUGGCAGUCACCUGGGUAGGACCAUUUGCUUCAACAAUUAUACAUUAAACCAACACAGUCACAAGAUAGUUGCACUGAGCCGACUCAUUGCAGGGUUUAUUGUCCCUUUCAUUAUCAUCAUGAUUUGCUAUUCUGUCAUCAUCCUCAAACUUCAGACCAAUCGGAUGACAAAAUCCUCCAAACCUUUCAAAGUCAUGACUGCACUGGUCGCCGCUUUCUUCAUCUGCUGGCUGCCGUACCACGUGUUCGUCCUACUUGAGCUGAACCACCAAAACUACGACCACAGUGUUUUAAUCACCGGGCUUAAAGUGGGCACUUCUAUGGCAGCGGCAAACAGCUUCCUUAACCCAGUGUUGUAUGUUUUUAUGGGCAAUGACUUCAAACAGAAGUUCAAGAACUCUGUGCUCUCAAAGAUGGAGAACGCGAUGGCAGACGAAGGCCGCACCAUCAGCCGCUACCUGUCCAGGUCCAGCUCUGUGGAUGGCAGAGCUUCUACACAUAUCUAGAGAUUACCACAAGAUACGAAAUGUGUUGUUGCUUCCCAAACCACACAUGAAUCAAAUCCGUAUAGAUUCAUAUUACAAGCCAGACUUUUUGCCACACAUUUCUUCUGCUUUGCAAGCUUGAGUCAAUAUCUAAACGUGUAUUUAGCUCAUUUUGCAUUGCAAGGCAGGUGACAUCAAUUCCAUCUAUCUCAAAGCUAGUUUUUGCACACAUUUAUGACUGUAAAUUGAGUUGUAAAAUAUUGUCAAAUAUGAUGUAUAUUUUCAGAUUAAAAAAAGUAUUAUCAUUAUGUCAAGGAAUAUCUGAAUUUAUAUUCAGAAUCAGAAUCAGAAAUACUUUAUUGAUCCCUUGAGGAAAUUGUGAAAUUGUAUACUGGUUAUAUUGGUUACUGGUUAUAUUUGGUUGCAAAUUACAGAUUAAUUUUCAAUUCUUGCAAAGAUCUUGUAUUCUUGUGAAUUGCAAACAUUGCAAUUGUUUUCGAUCUGUGAAACAUGUUGAAAUUUAACAAGAAAGGAAAUCUUAAUGUUGCAAAUCACAACUUGUGUGCUGCAUAUUUAAUGGAAACAUGGGGGACUGCAGGACAUUUGCUGUAGAAAUGACUGUUGUAAGGUUUUCAUAUGCUUCCAUGACCUCUGAACUAAACUGAUAAGCACAAGGGCACAUUAUUACGAAUAAACAGAAGAUCAUGAAAAGCACUCGCUGAGACCCAGCGACUGAAUGCUGGUAAUUUUUUUCAUGCGCAUUAAACCUCAGCUGUCCCUCCACCCAAAGAGGGUUGUUCUGUGGUUUUAUUUACUGACAGCACAGUACGCAACUAUUUUUGUAUUGCAGCAUUUGCAAAUGUUGUUUCAGACUGACCAGAAUACAAAGUGCAGCAGUGGAGGAGGCUGCUGUUUGUUCGUAUUAAUCAGAGAAUAGAGAAAUAACAGGUGUCCUCCACCACUCUGCAUAAUGUAAUCUGAUUUGGAUGGGUUAUUGUACUAGAUGAAUGUACCGCUGUGACAACUCAGUAAAGAAACCAUGCUGCAGCACACACACACACACACACACACACACACACACACACACACACACGCUCACAAACAUUUGUUAUAACCACUUGACAAACAGUUUGCAGAACAUUUUAGUUGUUUUUUUCAUUCAUUUUCUUUUCAUUUCAUUUCAUGUAUGAGAAAUGUACAGUGAAUGUGGUUUGUGCUAUAAAUCUUUAAAUAUUU
This is a messenger RNA of Scatophagus argus, 2423 nucleotides long. RefSeq names its product chemokine-like receptor 1 (gene cmklr1). NCBI's taxonomy places the organism in Eukaryota, Metazoa, Chordata, Actinopteri, Scatophagidae. Gene Ontology annotation, biological process: complement receptor mediated signaling pathway; positive regulation of cytosolic calcium ion concentration; chemotaxis. Bases 168 to 1208 code for a protein of 346 amino acids. The transcript has 2 exons. Gene Ontology annotation, cellular component: plasma membrane. The record is from RefSeq and is a predicted model, not a curated record. Gene Ontology annotation, molecular function: G protein-coupled receptor activity; complement receptor activity.